Messenger RNA from Chaetomium globosum CBS 148.51, 177 nucleotides. RefSeq lists its product as uncharacterized. The coding region runs from base 1 to 177 and encodes 58 amino acids. The transcript has 3 exons. The record is from RefSeq and is a predicted model, not a curated record. NCBI's taxonomy places the organism in Eukaryota, Fungi, Ascomycota, Sordariomycetes, Sordariales, Chaetomiaceae.
AUGGGGUCCAGGGGGGCGGCAGCCUCCUGUGACGUAAUACUCUCAAGAUCAAGAGGCCAGUCCCAUACUCAAGACUGCGAUACCCCCCUAAGUUCUCAAGAAGCCGACUACCACGACCGAGAAGCCGACAAGUCUCAAGAGAUUACAAGUUCGAAUCAAGAUACUAACCCUCUAUAA